Molecule: messenger RNA, 2090 nt
Organism: Paramisgurnus dabryanus
Lineage: Eukaryota; Metazoa; Chordata; Actinopteri; Cypriniformes; Cobitidae
Gene: bmp7b
Product: bone morphogenetic protein 7b
Biological process (GO): BMP signaling pathway
Cellular component (GO): extracellular region
Molecular function (GO): growth factor activity; cytokine activity
Source: RefSeq, a predicted model, not a curated record
ACACGCAUCAGGCUCCGUGCGUCUCUGCAGGUUGCGAGCUCUUGGAAAACUCUCCAGAAACGCAUAGGGUUGAUUAAAAACAGAUCCGUGUUAUAAAUGCGUCUCUUUUAAAGAGAGCUAGUUUGAUUUGUGGCCGAAAUGAGGUAACAAAAUAACCAACGCCGACUAUAAAAUUUCCAAUCAGUGCAUUACCUAUUUGCAUUGGCUCGUUUAUCUUUCUGAACGCUUAGAAAAGAAAAGUUAUGGUUUCGUUAUUGGAUUUAAGCGGGUUCGUCCUGUUGCUCGUAUGGGGAUAUUGCGUGCUGGCUGACACGGUUUUUACAAACUUUACUCUGGACAACGAGGUGCACUCGAGUUUCAUUCACCGGCGCUUAAAGAGCCAGGAGCGCCGGGAGAUGCAGCGGGAGAUCUUGUCAAUCCUCGGGUUACCGCACCGGCCGCGGCCGCACCUCCACGGCAAGCACAACGCCGCGCCGAUGUUCAUGCUGGAUCUGUACAAUGCCAUGUCCACUGAGGGAGACGAGGAGGGCUUUUCGUACCCCUACAAGCCCGUGUUCACCACUCAGGGACCGCCGAUCGCCACCCUGCAGGACAGCAACUUCCUAAACGACGCGGACAUGGUUAUGAGUUUUGUAAAUCUAGUCGAACACGAUAAGGAGUUUUUACCAGUGCGCCGACAUCACAGAGAAUUCCGAUUUGACACCUCUAAGAUUCCGGAGGGCGAAUCUGUGACGGCGGCAGAGUUCCGGAUCUACAAGGACUUCAUUUCAGAACGUUUCGACAAUGAGACUUUCCGCAUCAGUAUCUACCAGGUGCUAGAAGAACAUUCAGACAGAGACUCGGAUCUGUUCUUGCUGGACUCACGGGUGAUCUGGGCAGCAGAAGAGGGUUGGCUGGUGUUCGACAUUACAGCCACCAGUAACCACUGGGUUCUGAAUCCAGGCAGGAAUCUGGGCCUUCAGCUAGCUCUAGAAAGUUUGGAUGGUCAAAAUGUGAAUCCAUGGGUGGCUGGGCUGGUGGGUCGAAACGGCCCCCAGAGCAAACAACCCUUCAUGGUGGCCUUCUUCAAAGCUACAGAGGUCCACAUCCGCAGCAUCCGCUCUGCGCAGGGUGGCAACAAGCAACGCAACCCCAACCGCUCCAAAAAUGCCAAAAGCCAGGAGGCACUGCGUGUAGCCAACAUUGCAGAGAACAGCAGUGCUGAUCAGAAGCAAGCUUGUAAGAAACACGAGUUGUACGUUAGCUUUCGGGACCUUGGAUGGCAGGACUGGAUUAUAGCUCCUGAAGGUUAUGCUGCAUAUUACUGUAUGGGUGAAUGUGCCUUUCCGCUCAAUUCUUACAUGAAUGCCACAAAUCACGCUAUUGUACAGACGCUGGUUCACUUCAUCAAUCCAGAGACAGUUCCAAAACCUUGUUGUGCCCCCACACAACUCCACGCCAUCUCCGUCCUGUAUUUUGAUGACAGCUCCAAUGUCAUCCUGAAGAAAUAUCGCAAUAUGGUGGUCAGAGCGUGCGGCUGCCACUGAAGUCCUUUCAUACAAACACACAAAAACAUAUUCUCCCUCACAAACACAUUCAGUAAAACACACAUCUGACUGCUCUUCAUUUACAAACAGCUGGACUAAAAAAUCCCUGCUUUAGGUCUCAGGCAACGGGCCAAUUCCUGGACUGUUUUAGCAUUGGCUCUCUGGAAUUUGCAAAUAAAUAAUUUGAUUAUGAAAAGUAUGGAUUAAUAUGACAGACACAAUACUUAUAAUAAAACAUGCAAUAAAUAUAUCGUUAAAUAUAACCAAAAUUCUAAUAUUGUCAAUUAAUAAUUAUGAAUAAAUCAAAUUUGGCAUCAAUUUUAUGUAAUUGUCUGUUAUAUGCAUCCAUAGCUAAAUAAAAAUAAUAGUCUUUUACACACACAAGACAAUGCAUACACAAACACAAACAAAUGUAUGCACACAUAAACAUGCUCACGUGUACACACUUUUAUAUGAUUCUUGUGCUUCCUACUGUGUAAAUAGUUUUUCAAUGAAAGAAAUGAAAAAUGUAUUUAUUUUCCUGGGCCCCAAACAUGGAGUCAAAAAAUAAAAAAAUCUUGUGUU